UUGUACAAGGCUGUUGUGAAUAGCCCUGUACCAUGUGACCUCUGUGAUCAUUCACAGAUUUCACAAGUAGUAAGCAAUGAUGUCAGGAAGUGACAUCUUGUUUACUACUGUUCACGUGAUCACUGAUUGGCCAAUCAGUGAUCACGUGAUUGGGACUUCACACAGAGGUCCCAUACAGCAAUCUGUGCUCUGCUGUGUCUGGAGGACACAGCGGGCACCGAUCGUGGUGCCGCGUGCUCCCAGGCAAUGGCAAAUUGCGGUGCUGCGCGCUCCGUUUAUAAACGGCCACCUGACCCUGCACUGCCACCGUCCGGCCAUUUAUAUGCAACGGCCGGUCGGGAAGUGGUUAAAG
Staurois parvus is the source of this 352-nucleotide messenger RNA. NCBI's taxonomy places the organism in Eukaryota, Metazoa, Chordata, Amphibia, Anura, Ranidae. The record is from the annotation of a GenBank genome assembly.